Molecule: messenger RNA, 3725 nt
Organism: Oryzias melastigma (Indian medaka)
Lineage: Eukaryota; Metazoa; Chordata; Actinopteri; Beloniformes; Adrianichthyidae
Gene: puraa
Product: purine-rich element binding protein Aa
Exons: 1
Coding region: 76-933 (285 amino acids)
Biological process (GO): regulation of transcription by RNA polymerase II
Cellular component (GO): nucleus
Molecular function (GO): purine-rich negative regulatory element binding; RNA polymerase II transcription regulatory region sequence-specific DNA binding; DNA-binding transcription factor activity, RNA polymerase II-specific
Source: RefSeq, a predicted model, not a curated record
GUCUCGCGAGAUCCGCCGCGUGCGUGAGGCUGGCCGUGGCUUUGCAGCAGACGGAGGGAGAAGGCAGGCAGCAUCAUGGCGGACAGAGACAGUGGAAGUGAGCAGGGAGGAGCGGCUACGGGCCCAGGCUUCGGCUCCAUGCACCUACCGACAGGGGGGGCGGGCUCGGCUUCCGGGCUCCAACACGAAACGCAGGAGCUGGCUUCCAAGAGGGUUGACAUCCAGAACAAGCGCUUCUAUCUGGACGUAAAGCAGAACGCGAAAGGCCGCUUCCUGAAGAUCGCUGAAGUCGGGGCUGGUGGAAACAAGAGCCGCCUCACCCUCUCCAUGUCCGUGGCGGUCGAGUUCCGAGACUAUUUGGGGGACUUCAUCGAGCACUAUGCCCAGCUGGGACCCAGCAACCCGGGGAUGAUACAAGACGAGCCCAGGCGAGCGCUGAAGAGCGAGUUCCUGGUCCGGGAGAAUCGGAAAUACUACAUGGAUCUGAAAGAGAACCAGAGAGGACGGUUCCUGAGGAUUCGGCAGACCGUUAACCGGGGGCCCGGUUUGGGUUCCACGCAGGGCCAGACGAUCGCUCUGCCCGCGCAGGGACUUAUCGAGUUUCGCGACGCGCUGGCGAAACUUAUUGACGAUUACGGCGUGGAGGACGAGCCCGCGGAGCUGCCCGAGGGCUCGUCGUUGACUGUGGACAACAAGCGCUUUUUCUUCGACGUCGGCUCCAAUAAGUACGGCGUGUUCAUGAGGGUAAGCGAGGUAAAGCCCACGUACCGCAACUCCAUAACUGUGCCCUACAAAGUGUGGUCCAAAUUUGGGACUACUUUCUGUAAAUACGCGGAGGAGAUGAAGAAGAUCCAGGAGAAGCAGCGGGAGAAGCGCGCGUGCGAGCUGCAGCAGCACGAGGAGAUGCAGCCGGACGAUGGAGAUGACGAUUGAUGUAAACAAUUAAAAAAAACAUGCAAGAGUCAUGAAAAAUAACCAGAGAAUUAUCAUAAAUCUACUGUUUAAAGAAAGAAAUCUAAAAGAUUUUAACUGUUAUGGUUUAACUCCAAGGGAGCAUCACUCUCAACACAAAGUUCUGACAUGUUCAUCGCUGGAUGUUACCCCACUUAUCACAUUAAUACAGUAACAGGCUGCUAAACCAAGUAAUAACCGAAUAUUUGAACAUUGUUUCCUACUUGACAAACUGAGUAUUUCCCUUAACUUUUGUACCAGUGAAAGCUAUUCAAAGAGGAAGGUGUUGGCUAUGCUUGGGUCCAAAUUGACCCACGAAAACGGGUCAAUAUGGGCCCAAAUACAAUAUUAUGGUUAAAAGGAAUUAUUGCAGAGUAAAAAAAGUUUCAUUUAUGACUUUAGCACAAAUAUUUUUUUUCCAAACCAAAAUUCCAACAUAAAAAACAAACUUUGUAAAAGGUAAUUCACCUUUGACCUGUGAGUAGAAUUGUGUUUACACAGGAAUCAUAUGAGGGCUAGGCCUGCUUUCGGAAACUGGUUAGAUGUCAUGCAGUAUUAACGGAAAAAAAUAAUAAAAAAAAACAUAUAGGCAUUUUCAUGAAAUGAAAUAAGUGCUAUAUUUGUUGUGCAAUAUGCAUUGCAUCAAAAUCAAUUAUUAUGAUGACCUUUUGCCCUGAGGCAUUCAAAGAAAUAUGAGUAUUGUACUUUUUUUUUGUUUGGAAAAUUUUAUUUUAGUUGAAACUGUUGCCAUGCAGAUAGAUAUAUUAUUGACUACCUUCAGUGUCCUGUUGUUAAUGCAAUGUGUUUAAUCUUUAAGGUACUAAAUGUGGAUUUGAUAGAGGAAAUGCAGUGACAUCAUGUAGCAAAAAAUGGCCAGAUUAUUUACCGAGACAAACAGCCUGCACAAACUGUUGUUGGUAGUAAAGUUCGGAGGAGCGUGUCCCAAACCGCGACAUUUUGUGACCUUAUUUAGUCGUCUAAAUGGUGCCAAGGAGAGCUUUUGCUGCAUGUUAACCUGCACCAUGGUAUAUCAGCCCUUCUUGGACGUACAUUUACCUGCCUAUAAUCCGCAGAUCUGGAGUUUGAGCUCCGAUCGGUGUCCAUCCAAAGGGUAGAAAAUGAAAAAAAUGAAGCUUUAUUAUAGCAAAUAUUGUACAAACGGCGUCCCUGAGAGUACCGCCGUCAUUUUUUUUUUUUAUGCUAAAUUGAAGAGUGCUUACUUUACGGAAGUUCAGUCGUGCUCUGUUUGGGGUUUUUUUUUUUUGGCCUAAUUGGAACCACUCGGGCUGCCGUAUGGGGGGAAAAAAGACGACUGGCCUCUUCUUGUCCAGUUCGGUCGCAUCUCAUAGAUGCGUGUUUUAUAAACUCCAGAGAAACUGACAACAAUCAGAUUAUGUCAGCUUUACCUCAGCAUUAAAGUCAACGAUAGCUCCCGCGUUUGGAUCGACUGGAAACCAGCAAACCAGACUGUCCUUGACCACUUCUUCUUCUUCUUCUUUCUGGUUUUAGCCGAAGUGAUUAGGAGCGUCCUCUUCAGCAUAUAAACAACCUGGUGCCUUACACACUCUGCAUGCUUACACGCUGGCCCGGUGCUUUGGAUCGCUUCUUUCUUUCUUUAAUUUUUCCCCUCCUUUUAUGUCCGAUCAUUUUUGCUUCCAUUUUCAGCCCCCCCUCGUGUGCUAGUGCACGAUUUGUGGUGCUAAAAGGGUUAAUUUUUUUGUUCUUUGUUUCUUUAAAAACAAACCCUUAAAGAAAAUUGAGAGCAGAAGUCUCUGCUGUCUUCCUUUCCUCUCCGAAAUGUCCCCGUCUCCCGCCAUCCAGGUAUCGGCCUACAUGUAAACAUGGAAGGGGUGGUCACCGAGAUGCACGAUGAUGCAGAGGAGUUCACUAGUCGAGCGGUUCAGAAGAACAUCCGCGUUGAAUUGUUGGUAAGACCCCCUCCUUUGGAUUGCUUGUCCCUCCACCAUUAGGUAGAAAGUUCAACUAACGGGGAGUAGCAAGCAUGUUUUCAUUUAUUUUGAUGUCAGCAUUAUUUCACUUUAAAUUUUUUUUUAAUGUUUUUGCCCACAAAAUAUAUUAAAAAAAAAGAAAGAUAAUCUAUUUUUUCUGUGCAACAUUUCAUCACUUUGUGCAAUAUCGUAUGUGCCAUUGGUGGCAAUAUAUGUAUAUCAAUUAAAAUAUGAGUACUAUUUAAAAGCAUGUGGCUGAUUUCCAUGUUUUUUUUUGUUUUCUCAUGAAGGACUUGUUUGCCUUUAAUUGCACUCGACGCUCUAACCUGAAGGAAAUCCUAGCCAACCGAGGUGUUAGCAGCCUGUUGGGUCGAGCAGUUCACAAUUAACUUGAAUCAGCAUCGUCACUGCAAGUGUGCCCCACUCUCAAAGAUAAGGGUGUGCGCUUUGGUUCAUGGGUUAUUGAAGGUAGACUGUAAACAUACAAUGGAGUAUUUGUAAAAAAAAAAAAAAGUGAAAAAAAGAGGAAAAAUCUCCAUUUUAGCUUUAAGCUAAGAAAAGGUGCUUCAGUCCAAUCCUCAUUAAGGUGUAUGGUGAACUGUCGUCGUUUGUAGCACUUUGCUUUCCCAGGCUAAUGAAAGGCCUGACCAAUACUAUUUGAAAAAAAAAACAGAUCUUGAAGAAUGUCAUUUCCUUUUUUAUGUUGCCUCUUUUUUUCUGAACAGGAUGUUUAAUUUGCUCAUAUGGUUUGAUGCAUUUAAUAUAAUUUAUGUACAAUUGACAAAUUUUAAAAUAAAAUUAAUUUACCCAGUGAGGGAAACUAUA